AUGCCCCCAUUGGCAGCAAUUAAGGCAGUGGAGGCAGGUGUAGCUGGGAUAAUUGUCUCGAAUCAUGGAGCUCGACAGCUAGAUUAUAGUCCAGCCACGAUAUCGCCUUCGGAAGAGGUUGUUCAUGCAGUCAAAGGGAAAGUCCCUGUUUUUGUUGAUGGAGGAGUGCGGCGAGGAACAGAUGUUUUCAAGGCAUAUUGGCCCUUGGGGGCACAAGCGAUCUUGAUAGGAAGGCCUGUAGUAUAUGAGUUGGCGGCAAAAGGGGAAACUGGAGUUAGAAGGGUCACUGAGAUGCUGAAGCAUGAGCUCGAGCUUACGAUGGCACUAUCUGGAUGUCCCACCAUAAAGGAUAUCACCAGGGGCCAUGUCAUAACAAACCGCGAGAGACUUCGUUCCUCUCUCUAAAUUCACGCUGCAGCAUCCAUGAAAAUAAGAUUCACAUAGUCAAAUGGACAAUACCCUUGUUGUAUUAUCGCUUCUAGUUUGCCAUGUUAUGUAAUUAGUUGUGAUGUUUCAUUAUCAAAAAUAAAAUUG
Syzygium oleosum is the source of this 534-nucleotide messenger RNA. RefSeq names its product peroxisomal (S)-2-hydroxyacid oxidase GLO4-like. Gene Ontology annotation, molecular function: oxidoreductase activity. The transcript is spliced from 3 exons. The record is from RefSeq and is a predicted model, not a curated record. Bases 1 to 405 code for a protein of 134 amino acids. NCBI's taxonomy places the organism in Eukaryota, Viridiplantae, Streptophyta, Magnoliopsida, Myrtales, Myrtaceae.